CCGAAACCAAUCCGGCGUAAAGCAGCAAUCUUUAGGUUCCCAGUCAACUUUCCAUCGGAAAAAACAGAGACAAAACGGCGUUAGAUUAAAAAAAAAAUGCUCGUGAAGCUCCGACUCCGAGUCUCGUCUUCCAUACCUCGGAGAAUCUGUCAACGUCGGUUUCUCUUAACCAACAACACUCUCUCUAAUCCCGACGAGUCUCCGAUUCUCACCGCCGAGUCUCCGGAGCUUCCUUCUUGGAUCAAAGACUUCCUCUCAAACAAACCGUCUUCCUCUUCCUCACCUCCUAUCUCCGACGAUGAAGACUUCGUCAUCCCUUCCCUGGCAGGUUGGGUCCAGACCCAGAAGCUUAGCCAAGCCUCACCGGUAAACCUCGCGAAGAAACCAACGGAAGACAUCGAUAAAGUCAGCGACUUUCUCAACAAAAAGGACGCUUCUUACACAGAUAUCGUCAACGAGUUAAGUAGUUGCGAUGUGGUUGUCUCAGAGAGUCUUGUUCUGCAAGUUUUAAGAAGGUUUAGUAAUAAUUGGAACCAAGCUUACGCCUUUUUCAUCUGGGCCGCUAAGUCACAACCUGGUUUUAACUAUAACCAUUCACCUCUGAGCUACAACGCAAUGGUUGACGUGUUGGGGAAGUGUAGAAGCUUCGAUACGAUGUGGAGAGUACUCGAUGAGAUGUCAUCAGAGCUUGUGACGCUUGAUACCAUGAGUAAGGUUAUGAGGAGGUUAGCGAAAGCAGGGAAGUAUAAUGAAGCUGUUGAUGUGUUUUUAGAGAUGGAGAGGAGGUAUAAUGUGAGAACAGAUACUAAUGCUAUGAACUGUUUGAUGGAUGCGCUUGUGAAAGAGAAUAGUAUAGAGCAUGCUCAUGAGGUUUUCUUAAAGCUUUCGGAUACUAUAAAGCCGGAUUCUCGGACAUACAACAUUCUGAUUCACGGGUUUUGUAAAGCUAGGAGGUUUGAUGAUGCUAUGGGUUUGAUGAAGGUUGCUGAGUUUGUUCCUGAUGUUGUUACUUACACAAGCUUUGUGGAGGGGUAUUGUAAGGAAGGUGAUUUUAGGAGAGUUGAUGAGAUCUUGGAGGAGAUGCGGGAGAGAGGGUGUAAGCCUAAUGUGGUGACUUAUACUAUUGUGAUGCAUGCUUUGGGGAAAGCUAGACAAGUAGGUGAAGCGUUAGGAGUUUAUGAGAAGAUGAAAGAAGAUGGGUGUGUUCCUGAUGCGAAGUUUUAUAGCUCGUUGAUACAUAUUUUAUCCAAGACUGGUAGGUUUAAGGACGCAGCUGAGGUGUUUGAGGACAUGACGAAACAAGGAGUUUCUCGUGAUGUUUUGGUUUACAACACAAUGAUUUCUUCUGCGGUUCAUCACUCGCGAGAUGAGAUGGCUCUGCGUUUGCUUAAGAGGAUGGAGGAGGAAGAGGAGGAGGGAUUUUGUAGUCCAAACGUUGAGACUUAUGCUCCGUUGUUAAAGAUGUGUUGCCAGAAGAAGAAGAUGAAGCUGCUUGGAGCUUUGUUGCAGCACAUGGUGAGAAACGAUGUUAGUAUCGAUGUGGCGACGUAUAUACUUCUGAUUAGAGGGUUGUGUAUGAGCGGGAAAGUGGAGGAAGCGUGCUUGUUCUUUGAGGAGGCAAUGCGGAAAGGAAUGGUUCCUAGAGAAAGCACUUGCAAAAUGUUGGUGGAAGAGCUUGAGAAGAAAGGUAUGGAAGAAGCAAAACUCAAGAUUCAGAGUUUGGUUCAGUCACUUGUUUAGAGUUUGGAGUAUGGCUCAAAAGUUUUGUUUCUCACUCAUAUAUACUCUGUUCCCAUUUCAAAACAUGUUUUACAUUUUACUGAAAUGAAAUCAAAGG
Molecule: messenger RNA, 1837 nt
Organism: Eruca vesicaria subsp. sativa (arugula)
Lineage: Eukaryota; Viridiplantae; Streptophyta; Magnoliopsida; Brassicales; Brassicaceae
Source: the annotation of a GenBank genome assembly